Micropterus salmoides (largemouth bass) is the source of this 2380-nucleotide messenger RNA. It is a transcript of the gene agt, whose product is annotated as angiotensinogen. The transcript is spliced from 8 exons. Gene Ontology annotation, molecular function: serine-type endopeptidase inhibitor activity. Gene Ontology annotation, biological process: regulation of systemic arterial blood pressure by renin-angiotensin. The record is from RefSeq and is a predicted model, not a curated record. NCBI's taxonomy places the organism in Eukaryota, Metazoa, Chordata, Actinopteri, Centrarchiformes, Centrarchidae. Bases 435 to 1826 code for a protein of 463 amino acids.
CCGACUGAAUGCUGUUUUGGUUAAUCAGUAACUAGAGUGGGCUGCAUGCUGCUGGUUAAAGUGAGGGUGCAGAGGAGCCUGAAACUCACUCAGCACCUCACUCAGCAGCAGCAGCAGCAGCAGACACACACGAAAUCUAAGUUAAUGCAUGAAAGGUGUUCGUGGAGGAGUUGUCUGUUCAAAUUCAACUCAGAUGGCCAGUUGCAGCCCUUAAAACAGCGUUCAUCAGGAGCUCCAGCAAUACUCCAGUUGAGAAUAUGUGAAAUAUCUCAAUGAACCUGUCAGUAAUCACACAAAGAGCAAUCAAUAUCCAAUGUUCCUGCCAACCAAACUUGUUAGAGACGGAAAAAACAGAUCCAGCCAGAUUUCUGAUGAAAGCCAUGCUAAUAGUGACUAAAGGAAUUGUUUUGAAGUGACUUCCAACAAAAGGUAAAAUGCAGAUUCCAUGGUCGCCUCUUCUAGCUCUCCUACUCGGCUGCUACCUCUCAGGAAGCCAAGCCAACCGAGUCUACGUUCACCCCUUCCAUCUUUUUGCCACCGAGAAUGUCAGCUGUGAGACCCUGCAGACACAAACGUCCAAGCCUCUGCAGACACUCCCUGUGGCCCCCCUUGAUAUUGAUGUCCUGACACCAGACAACAGAGACCCGUCAAAACUGGAUGCCCAAAGGCAGAACAUCACAGAGAGGACGGCAGUUCUGGCAGAGCUGUUGAACUCUCUGGGCCUGAGGAUGUACCAGGCUCUCAGCAGCAAGCAGCUCAGCACCAACACCCUUCUCUCUCCAGUCAACACCUUCGGAUCCCUUGUCACCUUCUACCUGGGAGCAUCCAAGAAAACAGCGAGCUCGUUCCAGCUUCUACUGGGCCUGAGCAGCGGCACCGACCGAGAGGACUGUGUGUCCUUAGUGGACGGACACAAGGUUCUCAAGACUCUGCAGAGCAUUAACUCUCUGGUGGACGAUGGACCGAAAGAUGAGAUCACCACCCAGGUCUGGACCUUCACUCGCAAGGAUGCUCAACUAUCCGAGGACUUUAUUCAAGGCACACAGGACUUCUCAUACACAUCGUUCAUCCGCGGGGUGGACUUCUCCAAACCUCAGGAGGCCAAGCAGCUGGUGAACAGCUUUGUGGAGAAGACGUCAGACGGGAAGGUGAAGAGCGUCUUCAAAGAUUUGAACUCCAGCAGCGACCUUCUGUUCAUUACUUCCUUCAGCUUCCAUGGCAACUGGAGGACAGCCUUCAAACCAGAGCAAACCUCCAUGCAGGAGUUUCAUGUGGAUGGAACAACCACAGUGAUGGCUCCACUGAUGACCCACACGGGUCAGUAUCACUACCUGAAUGAUAAGGUACGGCGGUGCACAGUUGUGAAGCUGUCUCUGAGCAAGCGGACCUAUAUGUUGCUGGUCCUGCCUCAUGAAGGGGCCAACCUCCAUGAUAUAGAGUCUAAGCUGCGCACUGAUAUCAUGUCUGACUGGCACCAGAGCCUCCAGGAAGGUCUGUUGGAGCUGUCACUCCCAAAGUUCUCCAUGUCUUCGGUGACUGAUCUGCCUGACCUGCUGACCAACAUGGAUCCAGAAAUUGAGGCCAAACUGUUGGGCUCCCAGGCUGAGUUCAGCCAACUCAGCAACGUCAAACCCUUCACUAUAGAUAAGGUGGUCAACAAGGUUGUGUUUGAGAUGUCAGAUGAAGGAGCAGAACCUCAGGACAAGAUCCAGGAAGCGGGCGUCCCGCUGAAACUGUCCAUCAACCGGCCGUUCUUCUUUUCAGUCAUAGAAGGAGAUUCUAACGCCAUCCUCAUGCUGGGCAAGAUCACCAACCCUACACUCUAAAGUUAUAGUACCUAUAGUAACCAACAAACUCCUCUGACAUGAAAAAUGUCCUACAAACCAGGCCCGUUUCUUUACAACGUACUUCACCACAUACAACUUAAGUUUUUUAAGGUGCUGAAAUCAGUCGUUCAACAGACAUCUCAUUUAGAUCAUACCCUUGUUUUUUUUAACUGAAAUAAUGGCCCCAUUCUGUACAUGAGAGUGAAGCACAACCUCGCUCAAGAAGGAUCAAUAUUCAACAGUGUUGUAGUAUCUUUUACCACCUAGCUGAUCUCUCCACAAACUCAGGAGUCACUGGGGAUCCCUGUCUCAGUAUUUAUGAAAACAUGUUACUUUAAGCAAAGUUGUUUUCAAGCAGCCUGUUAAAAUCCUAAUUUUCUUUUCUGUAGAAUUUAUUAUAGCACUGUUCUGUACAGUAUUUUUCAGUAGAGUAGGUACAGUAACCACGAUUCUCUAUGAUGACCAUGACUAAUGAUAUUGUAUAUUGUAACUAAGAGUUUAUUUUUGUUUUGUUACGAUUUGUGAUUGCUGCAAUAAAACUGUAUCCCAAUUUA